AAUACCCCAUCCAGAUUUCUAAUGGCAGCAACUAAAGGUCUUGUGUUUGCUAUGCUUCUUAUUGCUUUUGCUUUUGUGCCCCUUACGGAAUCAGCCCAAAUGGUUAGCACAACUCAGGUUGAUAGCCCUCUUCCUGGCGAGAUAGAUUGUGGGGAAGCUUGUGAUGCGAGAUGCCAAUUAUCGUCGAGGCAAAAGAUCUGCAAGAGAGCAUGUGGAACCUGCUGCGCUCGCUGUCAAUGCGUUCCACCAGGCACUUCAGGCAACUAUGAUGUUUGUCCCUGCUAUGCUAACAUGACUACACAUGGUGGCAGGCACAAGUGUCCCUAGGCAAUGUUCUAUAAUGAUGAUGUUACAUCUCAGAUCACACAUAUCCAAAAUAAAGAAUAAUUGAGAUAAUAACUUCGAUUCUAGAAGUGUAUCAACAAGAAUGAAUACUGUAGAUUUCACUAUUUAUAGAGGGUUGAUGUUCUGAAA
Messenger RNA from Cucurbita moschata (crookneck pumpkin), 474 nucleotides. Its product is annotated as gibberellin-regulated protein 1-like. Bases 22 to 327 code for a protein of 101 amino acids. The transcript is spliced from 3 exons. The record is from RefSeq and is a predicted model, not a curated record. NCBI's taxonomy places the organism in Eukaryota, Viridiplantae, Streptophyta, Magnoliopsida, Cucurbitales, Cucurbitaceae.